Molecule: messenger RNA, 480 nt
Organism: Capsella rubella
Lineage: Eukaryota; Viridiplantae; Streptophyta; Magnoliopsida; Brassicales; Brassicaceae
Exons: 2
Coding region: 1-387 (128 amino acids)
Source: RefSeq, a predicted model, not a curated record
AUGCCGGUAAAUAUUUUUGUGCAUAUCAGAGUAAUGGAAGAAGAUUGUGGUGCAUUUGCGGCAGACUGUGUUGUCCUGUCAUGUUGCUGUCAGUGCCUUGUCUUACAAGUCAGUGUCUUCGUCUUCUUCAAGAUCCCAUGUAAACUUGCCAAGAAGAUGAAGAAGUUUGUGAAGAGAAGAUGUCGGAAGACCUUGCAACCGACAAUGGAGGACGUCAAAGAGGAGCACUGUUCUAGAAAUGGGUUUGCCUUUGAAGUAGUCUCAACAAGAUCAGAUUGCUUCGACGACAUUGAAGGAAUGUUACAGGAGCGGUCGAUGAACAAAGGGUUCUUGUUUGGAAGCUUCUGGCGCCACGAAGAUGCUUCUGACAUUUUCGAUUUCAAAUAACAGCAAAACAUAAAUAAUUGUUUGCUCGUCGUCUUCAUGCAUCCGGCUGUGUUAUUUAAUCAAGAAUCCAGAAAAUAAGCGUUAAGGAACACA